Pseudogymnoascus verrucosus is the source of this 525-nucleotide messenger RNA. RefSeq lists its product as uncharacterized. Bases 1 to 525 code for a protein of 174 amino acids. The record is from RefSeq and is a predicted model, not a curated record. The transcript is spliced from 3 exons. NCBI's taxonomy places the organism in Eukaryota, Fungi, Ascomycota, Leotiomycetes, Thelebolales, Thelebolaceae.
AUGGCAGAAGAAAGGCUGAAAUUAGAAAAUGAGUAUAAUGAGCUUACAAAAGAGGUUGUCCAAAGUUGCGAUAAGCGCAAGAAGGAGAUAGAAGAUGGAUUUGCUGGGGAAAGAGUCAUAAAUGACAGGAGGCUGACCGCUCUAGAGACUGAGAAGCAGCAGCUCCUACGGACAAUGGAGGAGGAAAAGAGAAGCGCUAAGGUCCAGUCUGAGACGCUACAGCAAACUAUUGAGCAGUGCGACAUAUUAAAAAGGGCAAUAGAGGACUUCGGACUGAAUUCUAAACCAAAGGAGUAUUUUGAGAAGAGAUUUUGGGAGAUUCAAGGAUCGAUUGAAAGAAUAUCUCUUAAAUACUUCCACGACAUAGACGGAAAGGUGAACGCCCUUCAUCUACUUUGUUCUCUUACUGCAUAUCAGGACCUCGAAAUAGUGCAUGAGAAAUUGGUCGCAGAAGACCCCUCUUUUAGCUCCGUCCCAAUCGAUGAUAGCGAUGAUUCACAGGACCUCCGCACCGCUCAUGCUUAA